This is a messenger RNA of Macrosiphum euphorbiae (potato aphid), 237 nucleotides long. The record is from the annotation of a GenBank genome assembly. Lineage: Eukaryota; Metazoa; Arthropoda; Insecta; Hemiptera; Aphididae.
AUGAACAAAAAAAGAGAUAGAUGGGAUAUUUGCCGAACCUGUGGUAACACAGCGGAUGUUGAAAUAUUUGGCCGCGAUGGAGUGACUUUACAGCUAGAAGAAAAAAUUAAUACCUAUCUUCCUAUUACAGUUUCCAAGGAUGAUAACCUACCACUCAAACUAUGUAAUUUGUGCAUCAGCCGGCUAGAAAAUUGUCAUAACUUAAUAGUAUCAACCAUUGAAAUGAAUAAACAUUAG